Molecule: messenger RNA, 1496 nt
Organism: Drosophila willistoni
Lineage: Eukaryota; Metazoa; Arthropoda; Insecta; Diptera; Drosophilidae
Product: guanine nucleotide-binding protein subunit beta-like protein 1
Exons: 4
Coding region: 285-1256 (323 amino acids)
Molecular function (GO): protein binding
Source: RefSeq, a predicted model, not a curated record
CUGUUUCUAAUCGUGCCAUCACUAUCCAACGUGCUUUAUUAUUAUGAAAAAAUUUGUAAAUAAAUAAUUAAUUAUUUAAUAACAAACAGAAACAGAUUUACGGUUUGACUACAAGUGGGCGUGUCACUGCCGCAGUAUUUGAAAAGGGCAAUUAAGUUGCUUUCAAAGUGUGAAAUAAGUUGGCACAUUGAGAAUAGAAAAGGCUGCAUAUAAAUAAAUUACCAAUCUGCUGCUAAAAAACACCAAAAACCUUAAAUAAUUCAUCUUACAAAUAAAAAAAUAACAUGGCGGUGCUACCACCAGAUCCAGUGUUCAGUCUUCGAUGUCCAGAGAUGGGAGCUGUCAAUUCCUUAUGUUUCCAUGACAAUGAGCGGCUUUUGGCUGGAACAAUUAAGGGCAGUGUAUUCCUUUGGGAUUUGCAGACCAAUCGCUCAGCUCUGCAUUUCGAAGUUGGUAGUGAUCCCAUAACCAGUCUACAUCACACGCCAGAUCGUCUGGUUACUCAAGAGAAGGGAGGAGCUGUUACCAUGUUCUCUAUAAGCAAUAGUAGCUAUGUGAAGGAGCGCAGUAUUCCUGGAAAUCAUUUGGGCUACUGCCGCACGGCUCUGCACACUAAUUCCAAUAAUACUAAUGAGCAGUUGCUCUUUUACCCCUGCGAAGAGUCUACCAUUGGCGUGUUGCAUGUGACGGAUCCGGCAGCGCCCACACAAAUGCUAGUGCCCGAUGAUCCGCAAUUGCCCAAAUUGGGCAGUGUCACCUGUUUCAAGCCCUUUGAGUGUGCCUCUCAGUUGUUCCUGUUGGCUGGCUAUGAGUCUGGACAUUUUCUCACCUGGGAUCUAAGCUCUGGCGUUAUGGUGGACAUUGUUGAGCUAGCCCCCGAUCCAAUGACAGUGGACUAUGAUUCCUUAACCAAUCGUGGAAUAGUGGGUGGGGCUUCGGAUAAACUAACUACAUUUAGUUACCAACGACAAUCCAUGCAAUUGCAACGCGGCACCGAACUGUGCAUCAAGAAUGCUGGAGUCAAUUGUGUUCGCAUACGUUCGGAUCAGAAAGUAUUUGCCAGCGGUGGCUGGGAUGGACGCAUUCGCAUCUUCUCCUGGAAGAGCAUGCGUCCAUUGGCUGUGCUAACACAGCAUAAGCAAGGAGGCGUCAUGGAUUUGGUCUAUUCCAGCCAAUCGGUGGCCAUGUGGCGAGCACCCAUUAUGGCAGCUGCUGGCAUGGAUGCCCAGAUCUCACUCUGGGAUCUAUACAACUGAAGAGUUGCCGAAAGUAUCUAUUAUAUACAUAUAUUUAGUUUUAAGUGUUACAUCGUGUUGACUUUUGAUAUUUUCGGCAGCUCUACAUACAUAUUUUUAAUUUAUAGUUUUAAUUAAUCAACGACUUGACAACGAGAAGAGUCAGAACUGAUUGUUAAUCAUCUACGCCUUAACUCUCAACUAUGCCUAGAGUAAAAAAUAAAUGAAGUACAAUUAUCAUCAACUUUAAAUUAUGUCCAU